Molecule: messenger RNA, 1730 nt
Organism: Phragmites australis (common reed)
Lineage: Eukaryota; Viridiplantae; Streptophyta; Magnoliopsida; Poales; Poaceae
Exons: 5
Coding region: 223-1332 (369 amino acids)
Source: RefSeq, a predicted model, not a curated record
CCCGGCGCUGCUUCCCAUCGCCAUUGCUGCCCUCGUCUCUUCCUCCCUCCCUCCUCUGUUCUUCUCACAAUUUUGCUUCUGAAUUUCCUGCCGGUUUCCGGCGUUUUAUUUGUUCCGUGCACUGAGACGUACACGAAGGGCCAGACAAGAGAGAAGAUAGUGAUUGGCGAGCGGUGGGAGAAGGAGGACGAGACGGCUGCGGCGGCCGGAGGCCAUUUUUUGAUGCGUGGCUCCGUCGAGGUCCACGCGAUAGGCAGAGACGUCGCGUCGCCGAGCCCCCUGCGACUCAGAACCCCUCCGGCAUUGGACAUGAUGAGGUACCAAAGGCUCAGCCCGGACUACCUCCCGCUCGGCAACGGCGGCGGCGGCGCCGUUCCCCGGAAGCCGGCGUCGAGAUCCUCCUUCAAGGACGACGACGUCCCGGCCGUGGCCAACGACGGCUCCCGCCUCGCCUCCUACCUCGCGGCCUCCCAGCUCGAGUCCAAGCCGCUGCGCGCCCGCGCGCCGCAGCCGCCGCCUCUGGCGUCGGCCAGCCGGAGCCCAGCGCGGGACCACGCGCACCACCACCCCUCCGACUCCUCCGACACCGCCUCCCCGAGCUCGACCGGCGGCGGCGGCGGCGACGUGUUGCUGCAGUGGGGGCACAACAAGCGGUCGCGCUGCCGGCGUGACUCGGCCACCGCGGCGCCGUCCGCGCAGCGCCGGCAGUCCGGCGCCGGCGCCGGCGGCAAGAUCCAACGGCGCGCUUCAGCGCCGGCGGAGAAGUUCAUGCCGCCGCCGCCCGCCGCCGGGUCAAACACGCGGGGGUCCAACCUGAGGUCGGCCGCCACUUUCCCGUCCCGCGCCCCUGCCGUCGUUGACGCUCGCCACGGCAGCCACCACCCGCCCCACCACCACAGGUCCGUCGAGAAGCGAUCGGGCAGCGGGCAGAAGCGGUCGUCGCCGGACAAGGCGCACCAGUCCGCCAUGGACGCCGUGCUGCACAUGGAGUCCAAGAACCACCACCACCACCAUGAUUCGCCGUUGACCGCCAACGGCGCCGUCGCCGCCGGCGAGAAGCUGGGCGUUGAGCGGUUCGAGCUGCCGCGGAUCUACAUCUCGCUGUCGCGCAAGGAGAAGGAGGACGACUUCGUGGCCAUGAAGGGCACCAAGCUGCCCCAGCGGCCCAAGAAGAGGGCCAAGAACGUGGACAAGACCCUCCAAUAUGUCUUCCCGGGGAUGUGGCUGUCAGAUUUGACGAAAGGCCGGUAUGAGGUGCGGGAGAAGAAAUGCGUGAAGAAGAAGCGAAGAGGCCUGAAAGGGAUGGAGAGCAUGGACAGCGACUCGGAGUGACAGCGAGACACUCAAAUGAGAUGGCAGAAGGGGCAAUAAGAUGGAGAUGCGGCCAUGGGUGAAGAGGAAGAAGAAAGACCACCGGUAGCUGCUAGCCAAACGGGACGGGGGAGAGGGAGGGAGGGAGGGUUUGGUGUUCGCUGUAAAAAAGACGGGGAGAGAAGAGGGAGGAGACGCUGAGGGCAAGAGUGGUCGCCGCCCACUGCCCAGGGAAGCGUUUGAGGACGAUGAUGGAUGUCGUCCCGAGCUGUGCUUUUUAUCCCCGCGGCCGCGAGGCCAUUUUUCUGUGACCUGCGGUUUACCACUGAUCUGAAACUUGGAAUCCGAUUCCACCGAAUUGGUCUUGACGCUGCAUUGAAAACGAACAACAGAUCAAGCUGGACGAGUACAUUUAAAUA